Molecule: messenger RNA, 1830 nt
Organism: Neogale vison (American mink)
Lineage: Eukaryota; Metazoa; Chordata; Mammalia; Carnivora; Mustelidae
Product: sialic acid-binding Ig-like lectin 14
Exons: 8
Coding region: 117-1325 (402 amino acids)
Biological process (GO): cell adhesion
Cellular component (GO): plasma membrane
Molecular function (GO): sialic acid binding
Source: RefSeq, a predicted model, not a curated record
ACCCUUUGCUUUAUCUCCAGCCCUAAAACAGGGCCUGGCACAUGGGAAGUUCCAGGAAAUAACGUUUGGAUGAACAAAUAAAUGCUCAAGGGACCUGAACACCAGCUGAUGCAGACAUGGUGUCCCUGCUGCUGCUGCCCCUGCUGUGGGGGGGGUCCCUGCAGGAGGACUGGGGGUACGAGCUUCAAGUGCAGGACACAGUGACGGUGCAGGAGGGUCUGUGUGUAUACGUGCCCUGCUCCUUCUCCUAUCCCUGGAGCUCGUGGCCUACCCAUGAGAGGCCCUACAUGUACUGGUUCCGGAGUGGGGACAGCUUCCAUAACUCUCAGCCUGUGGCUACAAAUGAUCCAACAAAACUCGUGAAGACAGAGUUCUGGGGCCGGUUCAACCUCAUCAGGAAGCCCCGGGAAAACGACUGCUCCCUGAGGAUCAGAGAGGCCAGGAGGAGCGACCAGGGACUCUACAAGUUCCACAUAGCGAAAGACUAUGGGAGAUACACUUACAAAGAUAAGCAGCUGAACCUGCAGGUGGCAGCCCUGACACAGGAACCCGACAUCCACUUUCCGGAGCCCAUGAAGUCUGGCUAUGCCACGAACCUGACCUGUAGUCUGCGGGGAUCCUGCGAAGAAGGAAGACCUCUCAGCUUCUUCUGGGUGGGGGGUGCUCUUGACUCGCUGGACCGCCAGACCCUCCGCUCCUCGGUGCUGACCCUCACCCCAAGGGUGCAGGACCAUGGCAGCAACCUCACCUGUCAGGUGCACCUGCCAGAAGGUCAGGGUACCGUGAAAAGAACCAUCAGGCUCAAUGUCUCCUACGCUCCACAGUUGAUGACCAUGCGCGUUUUGCAGGGAAACUACACAGUCCCGAAGAUGCUGAGCAACGGCAUGUCGCUGCCUGUCUUGGAGGGUCAGUUCCUGAGCCUGGUCUGCAUUGCUGACAGCAAUCCCCCUGCCAUGCUGAGCUGGUCCCGGGAGGGCAAAGCCCUGAGCCCCUCCCAGCCCUCGGCGCCUGGGGUCCUGGAGCUGGUUCACGUAGGGGUGGAAGAUGAAGGGGAAUUUAGCUGCCAGGCUCAGAAUCCCCUGGGCUCCCAGCGCAUCUCCAUCAGCCUCUCUGUGCGCAGAAGCCCCUCUUCCUGCAACUGUGUGAGUGAGAAGCAGGAGGGCUCCUGGCCCCUGGUCCUCACCCUGAUCAGAGGGUUCCUCAUGGGGGCUGGCUUCCUCCUCGCCUAUGGCCUCACCUGGAUCUACUACACCAGGUGUGGGGACCCCCAGGGAUCGGGGCCGAGAGGCCUGAGUGAGCCUCUCUCCUUCUCAAGACAGGACUGAGGUGUGGACCUGGAGCCCAGGGGGACAGAUAUGAGACGUCAUGGUCAGCUUCUUCCUGGAACCUCUCAACUCAAACCUUCUCCACUGUAUCCCUGGACUUUAAUUUGGGGAGGUGAAGGAGCAAUGACACAGAGAGGCCAACAUCAUCAGAAGUUGCUACUUAGGUUUUCCAAGGAAAUGGGGCAUGCCACGCCUUGCAGGGCCAUGUGGGAAGAAGCAACACGUUUUGGCUGGGAGGCAGAAUCAGGUACAGGGGAGGCCUUGCAAAAGCCUUUCCUGGGGUUUGUGUGAGAAAGACAAGGCCAGCAGUAUAGUUCAGGAUCAGUUAGUCUGAGUAAUUCUGGGCGCCCUUGACCUAAAGGGGUGGCUCUAGUUGUCUGCUACCUGUCCUUGGUGAUUUAGGGCAGGGUGCAUGAGUUAGAGAAAAGUGGUGUUUGGGGCAUCUGGGUGGAUCGCUUGGUUGAGCAUCUGCCUUCAGCUCAGAUCAUGAUCCCAUGAUCCUAGA